UGCAUACAAACCUGCGCCCAUUUUUUAUAAUCCAUUUUCACUAGUUAUUAGUUUCUCACGUUUUUGACUUAAAAAGCUUUCUUCUCCACACUCGUGCUCGACCGAAACCAGCAAUGGCCGGCGGUGGUUUUGGCCCUGGUCCCGGCGACGGGAGGGAAUAUCCCGGCAACCUGACGCCGUACGUCAUGGUUACCUGCGUGAUCGCCGCCAUGGGAGGUCUGAUCUUCGGCUACGACAUCGGAAUUUCAGGUGGAGUGACGGAGAUGGACACAUUCCAGAGAGAGUUCUUCCCGUCGGUGUUCAGAAAGCAGAAAGCCGACGACACGACGAAUCAGUACUGCAAAUUUGACAGCGAAACGCUGACUCUGUUCACGUCGUCGCUGUAUCUGGCGGCGCUGCUGUCGUCGCUGGUGGCGUCGACGGUGACGCGGAAGCUGGGGCGGAAGCUGUCGAUGAUGCUCGGCGGAGUGCUGUUUUGCGCCGGAGCUUUGAUCAAUGCCUUCGCUAAGGCGGUUUGGAUGCUCAUAGUCGGCCGUAUCUUUCUCGGUUUUGGAAUUGGGUUCGCCAAUCAGUCCGUACCACUAUACUUAUCAGAGAUGGCUCCGUACAAAUACAGAGGCGCCCUUAACAUCGGCUUCCAACUGUCAAUAACGGUCGGAAUCUUAGCCGCCGAGGUCCUGAACUACUUCUUCGCCAAAAUUGACGGCAGCUUAGGCUGGCGGCUCAGCCUCGGCGGCGCUAUGGUCCCCGCCAUCAUCAUCACCAUCGGAUCACUCGUCCUCCCGGAGACUCCGAACUCCAUGAUCGAGCGCGGUAAGAACGACGAGGCCAAGAGCAAGCUCAUCCGAAUCCGAGGAAUCGCCAACGUGGACGACGAAUUCAACGACAUGGUCGCCGCCAGCGAGGCGUCGAGACAAGUCGAGCACCCGUGGAGGAACCUCCUCCAGCGGAAGUACCGCCCCCACCUCACGAUGGCCAUCGCCAUUCCGUUCUUUCAACAGCUCACCGGCAUCAACGUCAUCAUGUUCUACGCGCCGGUCCUUUUUAAGACAAUCGGUUUUGGGAGCGACUCCGCGCUGAUGUCAUCGGUGAUCACCGGCGGUGUCAAUGUCUUGGCAACCGUCGUUUCUAUUUACGGCGUCGAUAAGUGGGGGAGACGGUUUCUUUUCCUCGAGGGCGGCAUCCAAAUGCUCAUAUGCCAGAUCGUCGUGUCGAUAUGCAUAGCAGUGAAGUUUGGGGUGGACGGUGAUCCGGGCCAUCUGCCCAAAUGGUACGCGGUCGUCGUGGUGCUUUUCAUAUGCAUUUACGUGUCGGGAUUUGCGUGGUCAUGGGGUCCGUUGGGGUGGCUCGUUCCGAGCGAGAUAUUCCCGUUGGAGAUAAGGUCGGCGGCGCAGAGCAUCAACGUUUCGGUGAACAUGCUGUUCACGUUCAUCGUGGCGCAAGUGUUCUUGAAAAUGUUGUGCCAUUUGAAGUUCGGGCUGUUCUUGUUCUUCGGGUUCUUCGUGCUCGUGAUGACGGUGUUCGUGUUCUUCUUCUUGCCGGAGACGAAGAAUGUCCCGAUAGAGGAGAUGGCGGUUGUCUGGAAGGAGCAUUGGUUCUGGUCGAGGUUUAUGUCUGAAGUCGAGUAUCCGAAUCGUGCCAAUGGGAAUGGAUCCAUCCAAAUGAAGAAGAAGAAUGAGAAAGUAUGACCAAAUUAAAAUGUUGUCACACGUACAAACCCAGCUGCAAUUAUGAUUGAUUAGUUGGAUUUUAAUGUUUAUUUUGGUGAUGAUGGUAAAGAAGAUCGAACGAAAAAGAAGAAAAUCAAAUGUUAAUGUGUGUAUUGUCUCUUUUUUUUAAGCAGUGGAUAUAAUAUUGAA
This is a messenger RNA of Andrographis paniculata, 1859 nucleotides long. RefSeq names its product sugar carrier protein C. The coding region runs from base 114 to 1688 and encodes 524 amino acids. Gene Ontology annotation, molecular function: monosaccharide transmembrane transporter activity. The transcript is spliced from 5 exons. Gene Ontology annotation, biological process: monosaccharide transmembrane transport. NCBI's taxonomy places the organism in Eukaryota, Viridiplantae, Streptophyta, Magnoliopsida, Lamiales, Acanthaceae. The record is from RefSeq and is a predicted model, not a curated record. Gene Ontology annotation, cellular component: membrane.